Messenger RNA from Notolabrus celidotus (New Zealand spotty), 1635 nucleotides. It is a transcript of the gene tamalin, whose product is annotated as trafficking regulator and scaffold protein tamalin. The record is from RefSeq and is a predicted model, not a curated record. Gene Ontology annotation, molecular function: protein binding. NCBI's taxonomy places the organism in Eukaryota, Metazoa, Chordata, Actinopteri, Labriformes, Labridae. The coding region runs from base 153 to 1274 and encodes 373 amino acids. The transcript is spliced from 8 exons.
ACGCAGGCCCCGCCCCCAACCUAUUCACAAGAAACACUGAAGUCACAUUGUAGUUUAGUUGACUCCACGUUGAGCCUCAAACACAACCCGGCAGCAUCUGUAGGAAGGAAGUCUAGCUCUGUAUCUCCUCUCUGAACUCUGUGAGCUCCACCAUGACGUUCAGGAGGCUGAAGAAGGUGAACUCAAGUGGGCCAGACACCACUGGACCCGCAUCUCAAGACAACGACAUUUAUUUCCCCUCUUCAAAGUCAGACAGCUGCAGGACCAGAGACUUACCGCCACAGUCCUCUGAGGUGUACAACUACAAGACCCUGGCUUACUCUGGAGGCACUCUGCCCAGGAACUUUAAGAAGGGCGGUGGGCUGCAGAAGUGGAAACCCCUCACACAGACGCCUGAACCACUAAGGAAGGUGGUGGUCCUGGAAAAGAAAGAAGAGGAGUCGUUUGGUUUCGAGAUCCAGACGUACGGCCUGCACCAUCAGGACCAGAACUCAGUGGAGAUGUGCACGUUUGUGUGUAAAGUGCACGAGGACAGCCCAGCGCAGGAAGCAGGACUUAAAGUUGGGGACACCAUCGCAAGUGUGAACGAGGCCACAGUGGAUGGAUUCAGGCACAAGGAGAUCGUUCAGCUCAUCAGGGCCUGCGGGAACACUCUCAGACUGGAGACGGUUUACAGCGACUCCAUCCGUAAAGCAGAGCUGGAAGCACGGCUGCAGUAUCUGAAGCAAACUCUUCAUGAGAAGUGGGAUGAAUAUCGGUCGCUGAUGGUGCAGGAGCAGAGGCUCGUUCAUGGCAUAGUGAUGAGUGAUGCUGCAGUCUACGAGUCUCUGGAGUCAGCAGGUGUCUACGGCAGCCUCGGCACCCCGAGCCCCGCCGCCCAGCGAGCCAUCCGCUGCACCGGCAGCACCAGCAGCAGCGCCAGCUUCCUCAGCACGGCCACCGAGGAUGACCCGCUCUACCAGACCUGCCUGUACCAGACAGACGGCUGCGUGGACUCGGAGAAAAUCAGCACAGAGAAAAAGAAAGAGCAGAGGCCAAAUCGUCUCCGACCGGCCAGCGAGCUCUUCACGACAGCCAAGACGCAGCUGACCCGCAGCGCCAGCACUCGCAGCUACAUGAAGGGAUCGUCGUCAUCGUCGUCCAACUCGGGGGAGAAGCAGGGAGGGUUCAACUCCCUGCAGAGGAAACCCAAACCGAAAAGCUUCCGCAGACGUCUCCUUAAGUUCAUCCCGGGAUUGAACAAACCGCUGGAGGAGGAGGAGAGCAAACUGUGAGCAGCACUAAGCUCUAAAGACUUAAAUCACCAGUGACUGUAAAAGACUUAAACGCCAAAGAAAAAUGUGCAAGCAGCCCCAAAGAGUGAAGAGACCAAAGCGUAAUGGAGCCCUCAAAGCUGUACAUAACUUUAGUUUCCAUUUGUUAUGUUGUUUAAAUUAUUUAUUUAUUACAAAAUGUCUUUGGCUAAUGUUCAAAGUGAAGGAUUUUUCUGUUUUUACUGCAUGCACCAACUUUAGUUUUGACCCGUUAUGACAUUUUGUAAGAGACCAGUUUGAUAAAGGACUCAGUUUGAUCCUGUUUUUAUUUUUACUGCUUUCGUCACAGUUCUUAAAAAUAAAAUAUGUCAUUUUAAAACUA